Messenger RNA from Aspergillus mulundensis, 933 nucleotides. RefSeq names its product cytochrome b5 reductase family protein. Gene Ontology annotation, molecular function: oxidoreductase activity. NCBI's taxonomy places the organism in Eukaryota, Fungi, Ascomycota, Eurotiomycetes, Eurotiales, Aspergillaceae. The transcript has 4 exons. Bases 1 to 933 code for a protein of 310 amino acids. The record is from RefSeq and is a predicted model, not a curated record. Gene Ontology annotation, cellular component: endoplasmic reticulum.
AUGAGUGCUCUGUCUCCCGAGAACAUCUCCGGGGUCUACCUCCCCUCCGCUGUCCUGGUCGUGGGAUCUUUCAUUCUGAAGAAGGAAUGGGCUCCUUUUGCCGUCGCGCUGGCUGCCAGCUACGUAGCAUACAAGCUGCUUUCCGGCGGUAGCCCCAAGCCCAGGAAGGUCCUCAACCCUACCGAGUUCCAGAACUUCGUCCUGCAGGAGAAGAACGACAUCUCCCACAACGUGACCAUCUACCGCUUCGCUCUUCCCCGCCCCACCGAUAUCCUCGGCCUCCCCAUCGGCCAGCACAUUUCUCUUGCCGCCACCAUUGAGGGCCAGCCCAAGGAGGUCGUUCGCUCCUACACCCCCAUUUCCUCCGACAAUGAAGCCGGCUACUUCGACCUACUCGUCAAGGCUUACCCCCAGGGUAACAUCUCCAAGUACCUGACCACCCUGGAGGUCGGCCAGACCAUGAAGGUCCGCGGCCCCAAGGGCGCCUUCGUCUACACCCCCAACAUGUGCCGCCACUUCGGAAUGAUUGCUGGUGGUACCGGUAUCACCCCUAUGCUCCAGAUCAUCAAGGCCAUCGUCCGCAACCGUCCCCGCAACGGUGGAAACGACACCACCCAGGUCGACCUGAUCUUCGCCAACGUUAACCCCGACGACAUCCUCCUCAAGGACGAGCUCGAGAAGCUGAUUGCGGAGGAUGAUGGAUUCCGCGUCUACUACGUUCUCAACAACCCUCCUGAGGGCUGGACCGGUGGUGUUGGCUUCGUUACCCCUGACAUGAUCACCGAACGCCUCCCUGCUCCCGCCAAUGACAUCAAGAUCCUCCUCUGCGGUCCUCCUCCCAUGGUUAGCGCCAUGAAGAAGGCUACCGAGUCUCUUGGUUACACCAAGGCCCGUCCCGUCAGCAAGCUCGAGGACCAGGUUUUCUGCUUCUAA